Spodoptera frugiperda (fall armyworm) is the source of this 5221-nucleotide messenger RNA. RefSeq names its product FHIP family protein GI14169. Lineage: Eukaryota; Metazoa; Arthropoda; Insecta; Lepidoptera; Noctuidae. The transcript is spliced from 17 exons. The record is from RefSeq and is a predicted model, not a curated record. The coding region runs from base 306 to 3017 and encodes 903 amino acids.
UAGUUGUCAUUCAUGCAUGGUUGUCUCUACGGAUUGCUUGUAGAUUGCAUUCUUUUUUCCGCGAUAAAAAGUUUUUCAUCCCAAUUUGCAGCUUUUGAGUUAAACAAGGUUGUUGAAGGCAAUGGUUCUCGUGAUAACAUUGUUAUAAGAGCAAAAGUGUAGUUCAAAAGUAUCUUUAGUGAUCAAAUCGACUACGUUCUGUGUGAAUUGCGUAUCAUGUAACUUUGUGGUUUAUUUUGCGGGCUGAACUAUCUAUUUUCAACUCGAGAUUCUUCCUUGCAAUGCUCCACCCAAAAUAAGCAACCAUGAGUUGGCUCCGGACAACCAGCCUCUCGUUCGCUCGCCAGCUGUCGAGGUCCCUGGACCCUCGACACGACUACGAGCCCCAAGCCUGCUACGUAUCAUUUUGCAAGCACUGGCAACAAGCACACGAUAUUAUACUUAAAUCUCAACCGACCCACCUCCACGACGAUGUCCUGGGCGUAGUGAACCACCUGGAACAGCUCUCCACCCUGCUGGUACUGGAGGCCAAAGCCAGGGAGAUCAACACCGCGACCAGUCCCGCCUCCUGCCUGGAGUACCUGCUCAGUGAAAACCUGCUGGACAAGCUGUAUGAAUGGGCUGUGUGUACUGGGAAAUACGAAAAUGCCGUGCGUUUGGAGGAACUCAAGUUAUUUGGACAUCUUAUCAGCCAUUAUAGUACCCAGGUGAUUGCUGCAGAGCCCUUUCUACGACCACUGCUGAAGUUGUUAAGCGGAUUCCGAAAUGAAUUACCUCCACCUAAUCUUGAAAGCCAGCUAGUGACGGUACUGAACCAGCUCUGCGUGGCGUUGAUGCAGAACAUCAAGUUCUUGGAUUUGUUCUUCCUCACCACGCACACGCAGAAAGGAUCGCAAGCUGAGUUCAUAAUAGUCCGCCUCCUCCUCUCAUCAGUCCAUCGCGAGGGCAGCACUGGGUCGGCGGCGCGGGACGCACUACUGCUGUGUGCCAAGAUGUCGGCCCGGUGUCCACAGCUAGCCGAGUUCAUGUUGGCUGGGAAUACUUGUCCUGUACUCGCUACCGGUCUCAGCGGUCUCUACUCGCUCCUGCCCCGUACCCUGAACGACCAGGUAUACCGCCUGACCCCCGACGACGUGAACCACGUACACAAACUGACGCUGUUCAUAGACUCGCUCGAGUUCUGUAACGCUGUCGCACAGGUAGCCCACCCCUCAAUAAAGAAGCACCUCCUGGACCUAUUAUACCAAGGGUUCCUAGUACCAGUCAUGGGCCCAGCGUUACUACAGACGAAAGGGGCGACGUUGCAGAGUGGCGCGGCGGAGCAGGCGGCGGCGAUGGCGUACCUCGAGCUUCUAUUGCGAUGCGUCACCAGACGAGGGUUGCUGAGGGCCGUGCUACAUUUCCUCUUUGUGUACGAGUAUGAUGGGGUUAGAGUCGUCGAUGUGCUGUUGAGGAGGCUUGAAGGGAAUUCUCAGCUAUCACUAGUCUCCCUGGCGCUAAUGGAGACUCUGAUCGACCUGAACUGUGAAGAUGUGAUGGUAGACCUGGUCUUCAAGCACCUGCUGAACGGCCACCACCUGAUGGUAGCCUACAGACAUAAGAUAGCUGAUCCAGAGCCUUACAGAGACGCGGCUAUCGCGUUCUUGGGACUCUCGCCUAGGUGCUGCUCGAGGCCUAUGGAGAUGACAAAACAGUGGGUGGACGAGCUAGCAAUGAGUGGACGCCGUGUCCUCGAUCUGAAGAGCGACACCGAGAGGCGGGUGAAUGGAGUCCACGACGACAUCGCCAUGAGCAGUCUGGUGCAUGAAAUCAAAGUCAAUUAUGGAAACCCCAACGACACACUAUUCGGUAACUACCACGCCUACAUCUGCGACUCGCGCUUCGAAAUAGUAUCCCGCGUCCUAGCAUGCAGUAACUGGAGCUCGCGGUACGACAGCGUCACGCCGCCAAAAAGAGAAACAAACAACAAUACAAAAGAAACGAAAGAGAUAGACAUAGCCUCACCGAAAGAGCAGGACAGCCUUAUUUCAUGUACGAGUGGGUACGAGACAAAAACAAGUGACAGUUCGGAAAAAGAACAACAUAGUCUGACGUCAUUGAAUGAACAAGAGAGUGAAGUAAAGACCGAAUUGAAUGAAGUAAAAGAACAUGAUAGUUUGACGUCUACGGGGGAGAGUAGCGGGUAUGAGAGCUUUAAGUAUAAAGAGGGGGAGGGGGAUGAGGGAUUCGCUGAGGAGUUGUUCCGGAGGAGUUUUGUGAAGAAAGAGGAUAAUGGGUACGAGGGGGAAGUGCCUUUGAUUAGGAGCUGGAGGGCCAGUGCUGAAUCAAUUAUUGGCCCAUUACUAGCCAGCCUUCUGAAGAAGACAGCGGUUCUCUUAGAAUCGGAAGUGAUAGUAAACUGCCGCGUCACGAGUGUGGUCUCCAAGUUGGCCUCACUACCUACUCCUCUGCUGACCUCGCUACUGCUGUGUCCCGGAUUCGUACUGCAGCCGAACGUGCCUUCUUUGUUUCAAAUACUAAGUAAAUUAAAAGAAGAGGUAGACGAGCUGACGGAAGGUAUAGACAACACGGGCGAGCUGGUGGACAAGGCAAGAGUUUACCUCAUACAACGAGAGAUGGCGUUGGUGAAGACACGCGGCCCGACGAAUGACGAUGGUCACGGCCACGACUCACCGUCCCAGAAAUCGGACGACUCGCCGUUCCGCCGUGUCGAGGCGAAACGCCGCAGUCUCUCCAACAGCAUAUCCAACAUGUUCGGGAGGAGAUUGUCUUCUUCAUCGCCCUCCCAGCACCACAUGCAUAGUCCACAGCCCCACACAUACGCUAGUCCACAAAAACGACCAGUGUUCACACAGGAAUCGUAUUGGAACCAAUCUAUUACACUGCGCUCAAUACUAAACGCCGUCAUACUCGACGAAUGGCUCAAAGAAUUAGCUGCACUUUGCGAAGAACAUGCCCUUAGACUUUCAGCCAACCACUACGAAGAUGAAAGCUACGUUCAAGCAGUAGCCUUAUGACUGAGAGCCAGAACCGCUGAAGGCAUUUACGUAAAAAGAAAUGCCCUCAACGGAAAAACUAAUGACACAUUCGUCUGAAUGCAAUUCGCCAUAAUAACGUUACUCGAUAGCAACUAUCGAUUCUUUAGUCGAUUUUACGAUUGGUGUUCACUACUUUUCAUAAUCGACUAAUUUUUAAAGUGAUGUGGGAAGUAAUCACAAAAGUCUUAAGUGUUUUUGAAACAUGUGAUUUCAAGGUGUUGAGAGUUGCCUUUUAAGUAUAGCAGGAAUUUACAACGUAAUGUAAAUAUUAAAGUAAGGAUCGGAUUUUACGAAUAAGUGACGACAUUUGAACGUUAACGAUUUUUCUACAAACAUUGUUGUUUUAGGUGUCAAUAACAAGCAGUAUUUAACGUAUUAAUUAUAGCGUAGUUAAAUAAAAUCUACCAACAACUUUUUAACAUAAAUCUUACAUCUAAAAUUAUUCUUCCCGUAACUAGAUGAGCUUUUAAUCGUGAGAGAAACGAUCGCGUCUUUAAAAUAAUCGACUAAAAUCGUUAAUGUUCGUGUUUCAAAUGUCUUAGACGAGUUUUUACGAACAAAAAUAUCAAUUAUUUUAGAUUGUACCCUGUGUACACUUUAUUUAGUUGUAGCAAGCAUCACAUACUUAAUCUAAGUACCUAACUUUACUAGAAUAAUUUAGUUGCAAUUAUUUUUUAAAACGUAUGAACUAGAUUGCCAUCAACGUAAUUUUGAACUGUGAUUUUUGUAAUGUUCAAAAACAAAUUUAAAAUAAAAAUAUUUCGUGAAUAUUUAUUGUGAAAAUGAAAUGGAUAAUUUUGUCUGUGUGAUUUUUUAUUAAUUUUUAUUGUCUUGAUCUAUGUUUUUGAGUAGUAUCUAAUUAUAUUUGGUUUGUAGGCAUUGUUUAAUAGCCGAGUCAAGUUUCUCGUCAAACAGUUACAUAAGUAAACCGAAAAGCAUAAUAAUUACUUGUUUAAAGUAAUAGCAGUUUUACAGAUUUUGAAUUAAUUUAUAUAUCAAUGCAAAAUACCUCGUUGGUCAAGUGGUUGCAAGUCCAACUGCCGGGCAAGGGGUCUCGUGUUCGGUAUAUGGCAAUAGGCUUACCACCUGUUACAUGGGACUUACAACAUAAAUUGUGAAAUGUGGGCGUACUUUGUACAGUGGCAAUCCUUGCCAUAAUGUGUACCUUUGCUUACCCCUUCGGGGAUAAAAGCCGUAACGAUAUAAUAAUAAAAUCAAUGCAAAAUAAAAAAAAUAACUUAGCAUUUAUAACAUAAGUUGGAAAUGGUGAGAUUAUUUAUAAACAGUGCCUAUAAACUAAUUUUAAUACUAUCUGAUGUUAUAUUUUAUUUGAAAAUUACUUAUUAUUUUAAUAUUGUUUUACUAACAUUGACUUUUGUAUGUUUUUUUGAUUGAAAAAAAUAAUUAUAUAAUUAUUGUCUAAUAAUUAGUUAUUUUCGUGAAACGAUUAUUAUUUUUAUGCUUUUAUCUUGUUUAUUGUUUGGACUCUUCAUACAUUUUUUUUUAUUAUAAUUUUGCUAGUAGGUCUAUAUAACGCUCAAAAUGUUAAGGUGGUUCUACAUUUGAGGUGACUUCGACCAUUUUAAUGACAGUUAAUGUGCAAUAAAUCAAAUGUAGCACUGCCUUUAAUUUCGUCCUAUUGAAUAAUAUUUGCGAAUCGUCCAUCUCCGUCCUAAGGAUGAAAAAAUAUUUUAUUUAAAUAUUUAUCUAUUUAUAUUCUGUAUCCAAAAUGUUGUUUGCACAAAAUUGUACAAUGACGUGUUUGAAUGACGAAAUUUAACGAGAAACGUUUACUGUGAUCAUAUCGUAAGACUAAAUUGUAUGAAUUCGACUUUUUUCGGAAAACAUCGAACCUUUAGCGGUUCUCUUGUAACUGCGAUAUCUUUCAUUGGUGUUCAAACCUUUUUAUAAUAUUUUAUUCAUUUUGUAAUUAAUAAAAUAAUAUAAUUAACAUGCAGGUGAAAUAAAUAAUAUUUAUUAGGUCAAUUUUAUUGUAUUAACCUUGCCAGUUUUUAAUCUGUUCCUGACUUGCCCAUUGAUUGGAUACCAUUACAUUUUCUGAACCUCUAAACUAAAUGCAGUAAUAUGCACAAAACAUGUAUGGAGUGUUAUGUUACGUGAGUUUUAUAUUCUUAAAUAAAACUAUUAUUGAUGAAUUUUAAUAAAGAAAUGUGAAUAACAAA